Molecule: messenger RNA, 5701 nt
Organism: Pelobates cultripes (western spadefoot toad)
Lineage: Eukaryota; Metazoa; Chordata; Amphibia; Anura; Pelobatidae
Source: the annotation of a GenBank genome assembly
AUGGAGCUAUGCAAACAGCAGGUGAGACUCUAUUACAUUGUUACAUAGUAAUCCUGGAAGAAAAGAGACUCGACUCCAUCAAGUUCAACCUUCAAACACAUCUUUUCAGACUGUUACUCUUAACAAAGGCAAAAAAACAAACAAACAGAAUAAACAAACUGAAGAGAUGGUCAAUUAUGCCACCAGAAAGGGAAACUAAUCCUUAGUUACUCCUUAAUAGCAAUCAGAUUUCUGCUUCGAUCAAUAACCUGUUUUUUUCCAUAUUAAUUCUAUCCUUGCAUAUUCUGUUUUUCUAUGUUUAGUGAUUAGAAUAUAGCCAAUGCACCCCCUCCCCCAUGCCUCUCACCCAUUAACAGGCAGAAGAGCUGGAGGUUGAUAUAAAGUACUCUAUGCCCCCAUUCUUGAGUUGAACAUUAAAGGGACACUAUAGUCACCUGAACAACUUCAGCUUAAUGAGGUUGUUCAGGUGAAAACUAUAGCUCCCUGCAGCCUUUCUCAUGUAAACACUGUAUUUUCUGAGAAAAUACAGUGUUUACAUUGAAAGCUAGGAACACCUCCAGUUGCAGUCACUCAGAGUGGACCAGUGGGACUUCUGAGUUGAUGGAGGCAUAAUAUGCCUCCAUCCACUCAGAUCUGCUGUGCAUGAGCAUCCUGUGAUUCAGUAUCUCCUCCCACUGCAUGCAGACACUGAACUUUCCUCAUAGAGAUUCAUUGAUUCAAUUCAUCUCCAUGAGGAGAUGCUGAUUGGCCAGGGCUGUGUUUGAAUCAUGCUGGCUCUGCCCCUGAUCUGCCUCUUCGUCAGUCUCAGCCAGUCGUAUGGGGAAGUACUGUGACUGGAUCAGGCUGCCACUUCUGAUGAUGUCAGCAGACUGCUUGUUUUUCUGAGUCUGACAGCAUGCAGAUAUUCGGCUUCAGGCUUGAAUACAGUAAGAUUUUUUACUAUAUUUAUGAAGGCAUGAGGGGCCCAGGGGGGGCUAGAUGGUGGUUUUAACACUAUAGUGACAGGAAUACAUGUUUGUGUUCCUGACCAUAUAGUGAUCCUUUAAUGUAAUGAGAGGGCUCACCUUGUGAUCUUCACAAAACUUGUGAAAAUCUACGGAGGGUGUCCAGCAUCCUGCAGCGUACUUUGACAGUUCCCCACAUUACUCUUAAAUUAAUAAGAAAUACUAUUAAAAUAUUCCUUUAUUUCCCAGGGCCUAUAAAAUUAGUUUAUCAUAAGAGGAUUUCUAAAACCAAAUUCCUAGAAUGAAUGAAGAAAAUGUCAGUUUGUAUUAAUGACGGAGCAAUUCUGGGGUUUACUUUUCUCCAAAUUCUCUUUUUUACUCUAUAUAAUAUGUUACAGCAGGAAGUGUGUCAGGCGCCACCAGAAACGGGCACUGAGGAUCGGGAUGAGGACCAUAAAACACCUCAGGUAGAAGAAGAUCCAAAGAAGAAGAUAAAAGUAUAUCAGGAGAGACUUCUGACACUAGUGAGUUCUGGCUUCCAGUGAACACACAGUUACUUUCUAUGUGUGCCACCUUAAUACACUGUAUAUUCAGACACUGGGGGCAUAUCACAUAGCAUCCUGUAUCCAUCAUUAUCGGGGCUCCUUCUAACUCUCAGUUUAUCAGCUACUUACAUUUUCUACAUCUCUCUGUGUAAAAUAAAAUACAUAGUAUAUCACAUAUUAUUUCUAUGAUAGGAGAAACAGGACUAUGUUGAAGGGGCAGACUAACAACACACAGGGCUUGAACAGGAAAUCAAGGGCCCUCUCCGAGUGCAAGGAUUUUUGGCUACUAAUAUUCCUAUGGCUGGAAUAUGUCUGUCAAGUGUUGCCUUUAUAUCUGGGAAGAUCUUUGAUCUGAGGCACAGCAUGGCUGUUCAACUGGGACUGUCCAUGACCGAUGUACCCGAGUGGUCAGUCCUUCGCUGGGCCCAUUAAAUUAAUCCAUUCUAAUGUCUGUUUUUUUCUUUUUAUGUGUAGCAUGCAGAGGCUCUUAAAUUUGCAAACCAGGCGGGCAUAAUAAGUGACAUAUCUAACCAAACUGAGGAUGAGCCCCAGGGAACGUACAAGAUACCCCCAGCAGCCGAAAUGGAGAUCCAAGACCAGGUAAGGAUGUACGCAAUGUGCUAGGUGGGUCUGUAAUGUUUAGGGUCACCUUGUUAUGGACUAGAGGCAGAGAUUUUACUAAGGAACAAUCCAGGGACUAUUUAAUAUUCUAUUUAAUUGGUAUUUUAUUUUAACUAUUUAAUACUAUAAAUUAUGCCCUCUCACUCUAUGUCCCCAUUCCUUAAAUUCAACAUUAAUGUAAUGAGGAGGACAGAGAUGAUGGUCCCCCCUAAUGAUCCCCACCAAACUUGUGAAAAACUACGGAGGAUGUCCAGCAUCCUGCAGCGUACUUUGACAGUUCACCACAUUACUCUUAAAUUAAUAAGAAAUACUAUUAAAAUAUUCCUUUAUUUCCCAGGGCCUAUAAAAUUAGUUUAUCAUAAGAGGAUUUCUAAAACCAAAUUCCUAGAAUGAAUGAAGAAAAUGUCAGUUUGUAUUAAUGACGGAGCAAUUCUGGGGUUUACUUUUCUCCAAAUUCUCUUUUUUACUCUAUAUAAUAUGUUACUGCAGGAAGUGUGUCAGGUGCCACCGGAAACGGGCACUGAGGAUCGGGAUGAGGACCAUAAAACACCUCAGGUAGAAGAAGAUCCAAAGAAGAAGAUAAAAGUAUAUCAGGAGAGACUUCUGACACUAGUGAGUUCUGGCUUCCAGUGAACACACAGUUACUUUCUAUGUGUGCCACCUUAAUACACUGUAUAUUCAGACACUGGGGGCAUAUCACAUAGCAUCCGGUAUCCAUCAUUAUUGGGGCUCCUUCUAACUCUCAGUUUAUCAGCUACUUACAUUUUCUACAUCUCUCUGUAUAAAAUAAAAUACAUAGUAUAUCACAUAUUAUUUCUAUGAUAGGAGAAACAGGACUAUGAAGGGGCAGACUAACAACACACAGGGCUUGAACAGGAAAUCAAGGGCCCUCUCCGAGUGCAAGGAUUUUUGGCUACUAAUAUUCCUAUGGCUGGAAUAUGUCUGUCAAGUUUUGCCUUUAUGUCUGGGAAGAUCUUUGAUCUCAGACACAGCAUGGCUGUUCAAACGGGACUGUCCAUGACCAAUGUACCCGAGUGGUCAGUCCUUCGCUGGGCCCAUUAAAUUAAUCCAUUCUAAUGUCUGUUUUUUUCUUUUUAUGUGUAGCAUGCAGAGGCUCUUAAAUUUGCACACCAGGCAGGCAUAAUAAGUGACAUAUUUAACCAAACUGAGGAUGAGCCCCAGGGAACGUACAAGAUACCCCCAGCAGCCGAAAUGGAGAUCCAAGACCAGGUAAGGAUGUACGCAAUGUGCUAGGUGGGUCUGUAAUGUUUAGGGUCACCUUGUUAUGGACUAGAGGCAGAGAUUUUACUAAGGAACAAUCCAGGGACUAUUUAAUAUUCUAUUUAAUUGGUAUUUUAUUUUAACUAUUUAAUACUAUAAAUCAUGCCCUCUCACUCUAUGUCCCCAUUCCUUAAAUUCAACAUUAAUGUAAUGAGGAGGACAGAGAUGAUGGUCCCCCCUAAUGAUCCCCACCAAACUUGUGAAAAACUACGGAGGGUGUCCAGCAUCCUGCAGUGUACUUUGACAAUUCACCACAUUACUCUUAAAUUAAUAAGAAAUACUAAUAAAAUAUUCCUUUAUUUCCCAGGGCCUAUAAAAUUAGUUUAUCAUAAGAGGAUUUCUAAAACCAAAUUCCUAGAAUGAAUGAAGAAAAUGGCAGUUUGUAUUAAUGACGGAGCAAUUCUGGGGUUUACUUUUCUCCAAAUUCUCUUUUUUACUCUAUAUAAUAUGUUACAGCAGGAAGUGUGUCAGGUGCCACCAGAAACGGGCACUGAGGAUCGGGAUGAGGACCAUAAAACACCUCAGGUAGAAGAAGAUCCAAAGAAGAAGAUAAAAGUAUAUCAGGAGAGACUUCUGACACCAGUGAGUUCUGGCUUCCAGUGAACACACAGUUACUUCCUAUGUGUGCCACCUUAAUACACUGUAUAUUCAGACACUGGGGGCAUAUCACAUAGCAUCCUGUAUCCAUCAUUAUCGGGGCUCCUUCUAACUCUCUGUUUAUCAGCUACUUACAUUUUCUACAUCUCUCUGUAUAAAAUAAAAUACAUAGUAUAUCACAUAUUAUUUCUAUGAUAGGAGAAACAGGACUAUGUUGAAGGGGCAGACUAACAACACACAGGGCUUGAACAGGAAAUCAAGGGCCCUCUCCGAGUGCAAGGAUUUUUGGCUACUAAUAUUCCUAUGGCUAGAAUAUGUCUGUCAAGUGUUGCCUUUAUAUCUGGGAAGAUCUUUGAUCUGAGGCACAGCAUGGCUGUUCAAACGGGACUGUCCAUGACCGAUGUACCCGAGUGGUCAGUCCUUCGCUGGGCCCAUUAAAUUAAUCCAUUCUAAUGUCUGUUUUUUUCUUUUUAUGUGUAGCAUGCAGAGGCUCUUAAAUUUGCAAACCGGGCAGGCAUAAUAAGUGACAUAUUUAACCAAACUGAGGAUGAGCCCCAGGGAACGUACAAGAUACCCCCAGCAGCCGAAAUGGAGAUCCAAGACCAGGUAAGGAUGUACGCAAUGUGCUAGGUGGGUCUGUAAUGUUUAGGGUCACCUUGUUAUGGACUAGAGGCAGAGAUUUUACUAAGGAACAAUCCAGGGACUAUUUAAUAUUCUAUUUAACUGGUAUUUUAUUUUAACUAUUUAAUACUAUAAAUCAUGCCCUCUCACUCUAUGUCCCCAUUCCUUAAAUUCAACAUUAAUGUAAUGAGGAGGACAGAGAUGAUGGUCCCCCCUAAUGAUGCCCACCAAACUUGUGAAAAACUACGGAGGGUGUCCAGCAUCCUGCAGAGCACCCUGGCACUUCCCCAUAUUACUCAUAAAUGAAAAAUAAAAACAAUGAGAAUAUUCCUUCAUUUCCCGGUGACCAUAAGAGGGGAUUUUAUUUAAAAUAAAAUGAUCACAGGUGGCCAAAGAGGCAGAGCCCCAGCUGCUGCAGAGAAAUCAAUUGCAUGAAUGCUGUCCAGGCGUCAUGGGAGUUGCACUUCUGCAGCAGCUGAGGAUGUUCUGUUUCCCCUCAGCAUUUGAGCUCAUUAUUUCUGGUGAGAAUUAUAAAAUGAACACAUCUACAGAACCAGAACAUGUAAGAUCUCUUACUAUGUUUUACUAAACGCAUUAUUACUGGGCUAUUUACUAAAGGCAGAAUACAAAGUGAUUUCACAUUUCAGGCCAGAGUAAACAAAAUGAAUGCUUCACUGGCUUAGAGAAUGUUUCAGUUCGACUAGUUUGACCUGACAUUUGAAAUUCACUCUGAAUUCUCCCUUUAGUGAAUAACUGACAGAAUUAAUGAACAAAAUGCCAGUUUGAGUUAACAAUAGAUAAAGGUGUUGCUAGGAAGGGUCAAAAACACCCAGGGAUUGAGCCCCCAAAUAAUUUGGAGACCCUUUCCUAAAGGAUGAGCCCUCCCCAGCCCCCCACUAGUGACACCCCUGCUCCUGAUACUUAUUGUUACUCUAUAUAUUACAGCAAGAAGUGCGUCAGUUACCAGCGGAAAUGGGCACCGAGGAUCAGGAUGAGGUCUAUGAAACACCUCAGGAAGAAGAAGGUCCAGAGAAGGAGAAACAAGAAUAUGGGGAGAGACUUCUGAAACUAGUGAGUUCUGGCUUCCAGUGA